UCGCAGCAGGUUGCAGUUUAACAAUUCUGUCAAAGAAGCAGCUGAACUAACUACAUUAUAUAGUGGAUAUCAAUGUUUGUAUUUAGUGCAAAGUGCUUUACAAACUCUACAAAUUAAAGCUUCAACUUGCAGGGAGACUUCCCCGGUCGCCCGUCUUGAUGCUGGCGUUGCUGUGGACGGUGCAGACGAUGGACGCCUGUCCGGAUUCCUGUAAAUGCUCCAGGAAGUCCGGGCCGGAAAAGUCUGAAGUCAACUGUCAUAAGAAGGGUCUCCGUGUCUUUCCCUCCCAGCUGCCCAGUGACGCCUGGAUCAUUCAGCUGGGGGAGAACGGCAUCACCGACCUGAAGCCUCACACUCUGAGAUCAGUCCCAAAGAUCGAGAGUCUCAACCUGGAGCGAAACGCCAUCAAGUCCAUCCAUCCUGGAGCGCUGGCCGGAGCCGAGCAGCUGAUGCUCCUCAAUCUUUUCGGGAACCACAUCUCCAGCCUUCCGCCCCGAGGCUUCCAGGAGCUUCUGAACCUGCGCUUCCUCAUGCUGGGCCAGAACCAGAUCGGCACUUUGAGACCGGAGAUGUUCAGCGGCAUGAGGAACCUGUCGGACCUGGACCUCCCUCUCAACGCGCUCACCCUGCUCCCCUCCAACGCCUUCAAGCCGCUGAUCGCCCUCAAAGUGCUGGACCUGUCGCUGAAUCGCAUCCAGAAGAUCUCUCCGAAGGCCUUCGCCGGCCUCAGACAGCUCCUCUUCCUCAACCUGGACAACAACAGCCUGAAGACUCUUCCCGCCGGCGUCUUCAGGCCGCUGCGCUCUUUGGAGAUGUUGGUUCUGGACAACAACUUCCUGUCCACGCUGACGGCGUCGGCUCUGGAGGGUCUGAUCAACCUGCAGGAGCUCUACGUGAGGAACAACCAGCUGGAGCUGCUUCCUGCUGACGUCUUCUCCAACAUGCCCAGACUGUCUCAGCUGGCGCUCAGCGGGAACCGCCUCAAGACCCUGGACGGGACCGUGUUGGUGAAGAUGCCCGGGCUGAAGAAGCUCGACCUCCACGACAACCCCUGGCACUGCGACUGCCAGCUGGCCUCCCUGGUGCAGUGGAUGGGGCGGACCGCAGCCACGCUGUCUCCGCGGGACGCCGUCAAGUGCGUCAGUCCCCCGCAGCUCCGGCGCAGGAGCCUGGGCGGCCUGCAGGAGGACGCGCUGGUCUGUUAGACCGAGGCCUCCACAUCUGGACCAAGAGCGCAGACUACUGGACUUCUCUGUUCACUACAUUUGGUUCAUCUCUUCUAAACCUCGUCGGGUAACAGACUCCAAGGUUUUGUCCCCCAGCAGCAUAGAAGGGAACUCGUCCUUCAUGUGACCAGAGGCAGUUAGCUCCUUUAACCUGCUAACAGCUGCACGUCUCUGACAGGAAACAUGGCUGACAGAAGGCAGAGUGUGGCGUGGGCGUCUUCCUCUGCCGUAGAUAAAACCGGAGCAAACAGGAACAACACCACAGCAACACGAGCAGGAUGUUUCAAACAGCUGGAGACUGAACAUCCUGAGGCUCACCUGGAAGCAGAGAGGGAGGCGGACGUGCAUCAGCUGGAGACUGUAGGCAGCCCGGUCUGAGACAGUCUCCACUGGAAAACAACUCAUA
Molecule: messenger RNA, 1632 nt
Organism: Salarias fasciatus (jewelled blenny)
Lineage: Eukaryota; Metazoa; Chordata; Actinopteri; Blenniiformes; Blenniidae
Product: leucine-rich repeat-containing protein 15-like
Exons: 6
Coding region: 159-1205 (348 amino acids)
Biological process (GO): axonogenesis; positive regulation of synapse assembly
Molecular function (GO): protein binding
Source: RefSeq, a predicted model, not a curated record